Molecule: messenger RNA, 2559 nt
Organism: Oryza sativa Japonica Group (Japanese rice)
Lineage: Eukaryota; Viridiplantae; Streptophyta; Magnoliopsida; Poales; Poaceae
Source: RefSeq, a predicted model, not a curated record
AUGGUGCACGAUGAUGGUUCUGUUGUUGACAAAAUCGAUAUAGAGGAAAUGUUACGUCAUGCAGAACCCGAGGUGCUGAUGGGGUCGGCUAGAGGUUUAAAUAAUUUUGAUGCUUUACAGAAGGCAGCUAAGGAAGUUCUGUACGAUGAGUCGAAGGGCUGUGACAGCGAGUUCACAACACUACGGAAAGAGUACGCUUCUUUAGAUGAAUGCCCAACAUGCGCUGCUAGCCGGUAUAAAUCGAAUAGCAAUACUGGCCUAGAACCGUCUGGCAGAACUGAGGGAACUCAGAGAAAAAUCCCGCAGCUUGUGAUGUGGUACCUUCCUGUCAAAGACCGCAUUAAACGGAUAUACUCAAAUCCGCGAGAUGUGGAACUAAUGCGUUGGCAUGAAGAAGGACACAAGAAGGAUGGGAUUAUUCGACACCCGGCAGAUGCUCGUCAGUGGAUAAACUUUGAUGCUCAGUAUAGAGAGUUUGCUAAGGACCCACGGAACAUUAGGUUUGCCCUGAGUACUGAUGGAGUUAAUCCUUUUGGAGACAUGAGCAGCUCACAUAGUACUUGGCCAGGACCCUGUCAGCCUGGUAUUGAUAUUGACGUAUUUCUUGAACCAUUGUUGGAAGAUAUGGCAGAUUUAUGGAAGGAGGGAUUGAAAGUGUGGGACGAGUACUUAAGAGAAUACUUCACAGUGAAGGUCAUCAUCUUUGUGACCAUUAACGAUUAUCCAGCAAUGUUUUCAGUUUUAGGUCAAAUUAAAGGUAAAACAGGAUGUGUGAUCUGCUUGAAUGGAAUGUACUAUACGUAUCUCCCGGGUUCCAACAAGUUUGUGUACAUGUGGCACCGGCAGUUCCUACGCACAAAUCACAGGUACCGCAAGAUGAAGGCGGAGUUCGAUGGCACUGAAGAGACUGAUCCUGCACCAAAACCUACAUCUGGAGAAAAAGUGUGUGCAAUGAUAGAGAAAAUUGUUUGCGAAUUUGGAAAAGUGACUAAGAAACCAUCAAAGGGGACAAAGCGCAAGAAACCCGAGAAGACUAAGAAACCAGAGGAUAGUAAGAAGCAAGAUGAUAGUACGAAGCUAGAUGAUAAACUCCCUCCCCCAUUCAAGAAGCAUUCCAUAUUCUUUAAGUACCUCUCGUACUGGAAAGAUCUGGAGAAGACUAAAGAUGGUCUGCAAUCACGGAUGGACCUAGUCGAGAUGGGAAUCAGGGAAGAGUUACACCCUCAGGAAGGAGAGAAGAAUGGCAAAGUAUAUCUUCCACCAACCUGUUUCACACUGACUCCUGAGGAGAAGUCAUUUUGCAAAUCACUCCACGAUGUCAGAGUGCCCAUAGGUUUCUCAUCAAACAUCAGUCGACUUGUUUCCAUGAAAGAUUUAUCGGUAUCUGGUUAUAAUUCACAUGACUAUCAUGUCUUCCUCAACGUGUUUCUUGCAAUUGCAAUAAGGGCCAUAAAACCGGAACAUUUAAAGGUUGCUAUCACAAGGUUGUGCUACUUUUUGAACGCACUGUCACAGAAGAUGGUUGCACUUGGCCCAUUGUACCUCCAUCAAAUGUGGUCAUACGAGCGUUACAUGGCGGUUUUGAAGGGUUACGUCCGAAAUCGUGCACAUCCAGAGGGAUCAAUGGUUGAGGGUUAUAGUACUGAAGAGGUUGUCGAGUACUGUAUCGAUUACCUCAAAGAUGGAUAUGUAAUUGGAGUACCUGUGCACCGACACGAGGGCAGAUUGAGUGGCAGGGGAACGAUAGGAAAGAAGAGAUUCGUCACCCAUGAUCACAAAUCAUUCCAAGAAGCUCACUUCAGUGUGCUUCAUCAGUUUGCUAUCGUUGAGCCUUACAUCGAUCAACAUAUCGAAUUAAUACGAGCUAACAAUAAGAGUCACACCACCGAGUGGAUAAUGAAAGAACACAAGCGUCUCUUCAUAGAUUGGUUGCGAGACCUAGACUUACCUGAGGGACAAACUACCGAUGAAAUAACUAUAAAGCGGUUGGCUUGUGGUCCAUCAACUAUAGUAAAUUCUUGGCAGGGAUAUGACAUUAAUGGAUACUCGUUUAGUACAAGAGCCCGAGAUAAUAAGACCUGUACGCAAAACAGCGGUGUCCGUGUGGAGGCAAUUGAUGAAGCCGAGGAAAAACAAUCAUACUUCGGGUUUAGUGAAGAAAUAUGGGAAAUCGACUAUGGGCACACAAUGCAAUUCCCCAUAUUUAAGUGCCAGUGGGUAAAAUACCCGAACGGGGUCAAUGUUGAUAAGUUCAGUCUUACUGUUGUUGACCUUGCGAGUGUGGGUCACAAGGAUGACCCUUGGGUACUUGCCAAUCGCGUGGCACAAGUGUUUUAUGUGAAAGACCCUUCAAAUUUGAAGAAAGAUAUAGUGCAACCAGGGAAACAAAAGAUAUUGGGAGUGGAUAGGGUUGAAGAUGUCGAAGAUUACAAUCAAUACGAUAGUAUGCCACUUUAUAGUCAGUUUGUACAGAAGAUUAAGAAUGUUGAGACAUCUACUCAGAAGACUGUGAAGCCUUACAUGCGCACGGACGGUGUGGGAAAAAAUGUUAAAGGGUAG